UAACUCUUUUCAUAUCCAACCAAACCCACAAAGCUCUUCUGUUUCAUCUUCUUUCUCUCAACAACACUACUCCUUAACUCCGUCACAAUGGCAACCCAAGAAGUGGAGAAGAAAUCACAAGACACAGUGACGGUGAAAGUCACCGGCAAAACCCACGUCAAGCCUGGCAAGAUAAUAGGAAGAAGAGAAUGCCAAUUGAUUACCUUCGAUCUUCCAUAUCUAGCUUUUUACUACAACCAGAAGCUGCUUCUUUAUAACGGUAACGAAAAGUUCGACGCCAUGGUUGAGAAACUCAAGGAUGGGUUGAAGGUUGUUUUGGAAGAGUUUUAUCAGCUGGCUGGGAAACUUGGAAAAGAUGAAGAGGGAGUUUUUAGGGUGGAGUAUGACGAUGAAAUGGAGGGCGUUGAGGUGAGUGAAGCGGUGGCUGAAGAGAUCGGAGUGGAUGAUCUGACGGUGGAGGAGGGCACCAACAGUUUGAAGGACUUGAUUCCUUACAACAAUAUCUUGAACUUGGAGGGUCUUCACAGGCCUCCAUUGGCAAUUCAGCUAACUAAACUUAAGGAUGGACUUGCAAUUGGAUGCGCCUUCAAUCACGCGAUCCUCGAUGGCACUUCCACGUGGCAUUUCAUGAGCUCAUGGGCCCAGAUAUGCAGUGGCUCUCCCUCAAUUUCAGUCCCACCCUUUCUGGAGCGUACGAAAACUCGCGACACGCGCGUGAAGCUGGACCUCACACUUCCCCCUAACCCAAAUGCUGACGGUGAGGCCAAGGUGGACCCACAGCUCAGAGAGAGACUAUUCAAAUUCUCAGAGGAAGCCAUUGACAAAAUCAAAUCAAAAGUCAACUCUAACCCUCCAUCGGACGGCUCAAAACCAUUCUCAACAUUUCAAUCACUCUCUGUGCAUAUCUGGCGCCACGUCACCCAAGCACGUAACCUGAAACCAGAAGACUACACAGUCUUCACAGUGUUUGCUGAUUGCCGGAAACGUGUGGACCCACCAAUGCCCGAGAGUUACUUCGGAAACCUAAUCCAGGCAAUAUUCACCGUCACGGCCGCAGGAUUAUUAUCCGGGAAUCCUCCGGAAUUCGGUGCAGGUAUGAUACAAAAGGCUAUAGAAAUGCAUAAUGCGAAGGCUAUUGAUGAACGUAACAAAGAGUGGGAGAGAGCACCAAAGAUCUUUCAGUUCAAGGAUGCUGGAGUGAACUGCGUGGCGAUGGGGAGCUCUCCGAGGUUUAAGGUUUACGAUGUGGAUUUUGGGUGGGGGAAACCAGAGAGUGUGAGGAGUGGAUCGAAUAACAGGUUUGAUGGGAUGGUGUAUUUGUACCAGGGGAAGAGUGGAGGGAGAAGCAUCGAUGUGGAGAUUACGUUGGAAACCGGUGCUCUGGAGAGGCUCGAGAAGGAUAAGGAGUUUCUCAUGGAGGUUUAAUAACGUUUAGACAAUAUUUCAAUUUGCAUGAGAAUUGAGAUACCCAGUCUAAGUUUAUUUGUUGUUUGUUUAAUUAAGCUACGUUGCUUUUGCAAUGACUUUUGCCAUUUUUUACGUCUAGGGUUUGGUUAUGAUUGGAGUCUGAUUGUCUCUUUUGAGCUAAGUUUCAUGGAUGAAUGUUUUGUUGUG
Molecule: messenger RNA, 1614 nt
Organism: Pistacia vera
Lineage: Eukaryota; Viridiplantae; Streptophyta; Magnoliopsida; Sapindales; Anacardiaceae
Product: BAHD acyltransferase DCR-like
Exons: 2
Coding region: 88-1425 (445 amino acids)
Source: RefSeq, a predicted model, not a curated record